UUUCAGUCAAAAAUACAAAAUGCAACCAAGAUCAAUUGCACUUCUCCAGAGAAUAGAUACAAAUGUUGAACAAAUACUUCAAAAAUUCGAAGAUAUAUUUGAAGUAGCCAUUAUUCAAGAUAAAUCGAGAGAACAGCUUUCAGUUGAGAACCUUACUAUUGAGUCCGAUUCUGCUUUGAUAAUAAGGCUUUGCGAGGAUCUCCUUUCGAUUACCAGAGACCUCAAAGAAGCAUGGUGUUUAGGAACUUUGAAAGUCACUCGAAAUGCCGAUGAAGACAAAAGCGAAGAGGAGGUUAGGGCAGUGUUUGAUAAAUUCAAUGAGCUCACAGAGAGAAUAGCGGGGUUCAAGGAUAUUAAAAAAGUUGAAAGUAUAUAAAAUACUAGAUUGACUACAGCUGUGUUUCAUAAAUCGUAAUAAAUACAUUAAGAUAUAAUGGAGACAAUUUAUAAUUACAGUUGAAAUGAAUACUCUUCCGUGAAAAUGUCCUUCCUUUGUUUUUUCAAAGGACUUGAAGGUCUGGUAUUUGUUCGACUUUGAUGUCUACUUGCAACAUUAUCGUCCAUUUUUUUCUCUUCGAAUAGAUUAAC
Hyphopichia burtonii NRRL Y-1933 is the source of this 588-nucleotide messenger RNA. It is a transcript of the gene MED22, whose product is annotated as Med22p. The transcript is spliced from 2 exons. The record is from RefSeq and is a predicted model, not a curated record. Gene Ontology annotation, cellular component: mediator complex. Gene Ontology annotation, biological process: regulation of transcription by RNA polymerase II. Gene Ontology annotation, molecular function: transcription coregulator activity. NCBI's taxonomy places the organism in Eukaryota, Fungi, Ascomycota, Pichiomycetes, Serinales, Debaryomycetaceae. The coding region runs from base 20 to 376 and encodes 118 amino acids.